Molecule: messenger RNA, 4043 nt
Organism: Numida meleagris (helmeted guineafowl)
Lineage: Eukaryota; Metazoa; Chordata; Aves; Galliformes; Numididae
Product: antigen WC1.1-like
Exons: 10
Coding region: 818-3814 (998 amino acids)
Cellular component (GO): membrane
Source: RefSeq, a predicted model, not a curated record
UCUGUGCCUUUCCCUGUGAAGCUGGGGUUUCUGUGCUGUCCCCACAGCAGUCAGCCCUAGGAAUGCUGCAAUCUGCAGCUGUCCCUGUGUCUGCUCCUGGAGCAGCAAUACCAAAGCGGGGAAUGGGACCCCUUCCCACAUGCUACAGGCUCGAGUAAAAGAGCAUAGCUUUAUGCGACGUAUCACUUCUGUGCAGGUGUCACCACAGGUGUGUGAGGUCAGUGCUCACGCUGGGUCCCUGCAUAGGAGAAAACAUCCCUUCCUGCUUGUGCUGCAGGGCGAGCAUGGGGACUGCAUGUCCCCAGAUGCAGGCAGUGCUGUGUAACACAGGUUCAUAUGAGGGGCAGAGCAUGCCCCUCUUGUGCAUGUCCACACCAGCAUGGGGACCUUAUUCACCCCACUACUGCCUGGGGAACCGCAAAGGAAGCUCUAGGACUCCACCAAAAUGAGCUGGGCACUAGGGUGCAGAGGGAGGCCCUGUUUGGGGUCACUCCUGUCCCUGUGGGGAACCACUUGAAAUGGGCACAGUCCCAUCCCCAGCCCCAACGCAGGUACACACAGCACCAGGGCAGGAUGGCUUCCCCUGGGGAUAUGCAGGCACCAAGACCCCUUGUUGGGGCUGUGUGACGCCAGAAGCGGAGAUAAGCCUCAUAUUUGGGCAUGAAGCAGGUUAUUGGAGGCUGAGCCCCGGCAGGCGGCAGAUAACCCUGCUGAUAACGGCUCCCACCGUACAUCGCCAUCCCCAUUGGCUCCUGCCACCAGGGGCUGCCUAUAUCUCCCCCUCCCUGUCCCAUGCUGCAUACUGGGCCUGUGUGGCAUGAUGGUGCCUGCCAGGGUGCUGGGGCUGCUCCUCUGCGUGCAGCUCUGCAUGGGCAGCGAGGUGCUGCGGCUGGUGGAUGGCGGUGGGCGUUGUGCCGGUCGGGUGGAGGUGAAGCACGAGGGAGAAUGGGGCUCCGUCUGCACCUACGACAUCGACUGGGACGCGCAACGGGCCAGCGUGGUGUGCCGGCAGCUGGGCUGUGGCAAGGUGGCCCAUACAUCCUCGUAUUUCCCAUUUGGGCAGGGCCAGGGACGCAUCUGGCUGCAUCUCUAUUGCCGAGGCAAUGAGGCCACCGUGCAGGACUGCUCCCACUUUGGCUGGGGCAAGCACUUCUGUGGCCACGAGUGGGACGUGGGAGUGAUCUGCACAGAGGCACUGGAGCUGCGACUGGUGGACGGCAGGGGACCCUGCGAGGGGAGAGUGGAGGUGAAGCUGCGGGGACGCUGGGGCACGGUGUAUGAUGAUGCCUGGAACAUGAAUGAUGCCGAGGUGGUGUGCCAGCAGCUGGGCUGUGGCUCGGCUGCUGACACGGAGUUUACCUCGCAAGAUUUGCAAGUCAGGCAUCCCAUAAUGUUGGCCUAUAUCAACUGCAAUGGGAAUGAGAAGACCAUCUGGGACUGCAGCAUUAAGGGCUGGGGCCCCUACAAUGCCACUCGUGAUUUUAACGCCACUGUGGUCUGCCAAGGGUUCUCCCGGCUGGCCGGAGGGGACAGCGCCUGCUCGGGGCGGCUGGAGGUGCGGCAUAACCAGGCCUGGGUCAGCAUCUGCCACAGCCAUGUGGACCUCAUGGCCGCCCAGGUCGUCUGCAGGGAGCUGGGCUGCGGUACAGUGCUGGCACUACCCGGGGCUGGGCAUUUUGGAGCAGCAGCGGGGCCAUUCUGGGAUGGUGCCUUUGAGUGCAAUGGCACCGAGCCGCUCCUGUCUGCUUGCACACGGCAGCCUCCCCACAUCCAGAACUGCUCUCAACCUGCUGCCAUCAUCUGCUCUCCCUACACUGGGUUCCGGCUGGCAGAUGGAGACUCGGGCUGUGAUGGCCGGGUAGAAAUGGAGGCAGGAGGGGUGUGGAGGCCACUGUGUGCCACUGCCUGGGACCUGCCCGAUGCCCACGUCCUCUGCCGCCACCUGGGCUGUGGCUCCGCCAUCUCCCUGCCCCCACCAGGCCAAUUUGGGACAGGGACAGGGAUGUUGCUCCACGAUGCCCUCAGCUGCAGCGGGAGCGAGCGGCACCCAGGCGAGUGCCCCGUGGAGGUGCUGGGGCAGCCCCCCUGCCCCCAUGGGCACACCGCAGCUGUCAACUGCUCAGGUGUCACUGAGCCCCUGCGGCUCCACGAUGGGGAGAGCCAGUGCGACGGACAGCUGGAGGUGGCCAUGCGCCCCGGUAUCUGGGCCCGUGUGUCUGUGGGGCUGUGGGACAAUGGCACUGCCACCGUGGCGUGCCGGCAGCUGGGCUGCGGUGUGCCUGAGAAAAUCUAUGCUGUGCCAGCCACCGGCUUGGGCCUCAUGCAGUUGCAGGAGCUGCAGUGUGUUGGCACCGAGGAGCUCCUGGCACAGUGUAACACCUCCAGGACAGCCACCGAGCCCAGCCACAACCCCAAGGAGUUGAGCAUAGCCUGCUCAGGUAGCCGGCGGUUGAGGCUGGCAGGAGGCCCCGGGCGCUGCGCCGGCAGGGUGGAGGUGUACAGCGAGGGCACCUGGGGCACCGUCUGCCAGGACACCUGGACCCUGCAGGAUGCCACCGUUGUCUGCCGCCAGCUGGGCUGUGGAUGGGCCCUGGAGGCACCUGGCACUGAGCGCUUUGGGCCUGGCACUGGGACGCUCUGGUCAGGUGCUGGGGUCUGCUCUGGGGUGGAAGAUGCUCUCUGGCACUGCCCGGCCCCAGUGCAGCAUGGCUGCCGGCGUGGUGGUGGUGCGGGUGCCGUGUGCUCAGGGCUGCUGGACCUGCAGCUGACAGGGGAAAGCAGCAGAUGCAGAGGGCACCUGGAGGUGCAGCGUGAGGGGACAUGGGGUCGUGUUUGCGCCAAUGGCACCAGCCUCGCCACAGCCGCUGCCGUCUGCCACCAGCUGGGAUGCGGCACUGGGGGGAGUCUGGAGGCUGUCCCUGCACAGGGCUCAGAUCCUGCCUGGCUGAGCUGGGUGAGUUGUGAGGAGGGGGCCCGCUCGCUCUGGCGCUGCCCGUCAGCGCCCUGGCAGCUGCAGGAAUGCGACCCCACCGGGAUCACCUACAUCGCGUGUGAUCAGGACACCAGGGACAGGAGUGAGGCCACCAGCCCAGCCCCAGCUCUCACCCACAGCGUUGACCCGCUGACAGAAGCACCAAGGAGCGUGUCCGCACUCACAGUGUUGUGCGUGAUCCUGGGGAUGCUGCUGUGCCUGGCCCUGGCCGCCCUGGCUGUGCAGGCACACCGCACACGGGCCCAGUGCCAAGGCCCCAGCAAGGAUGCUGCCUCCGAGGUUGUGUAUGAGGAGCUUGACUACAGCCUGAUGCCCGAGUACCAGGAGGUGCCCAGCCACACAGGUGGGAGCAGGAUGUUCCCCACGGUCUGGGGCUGUCCCCAUCCCCUAUCAAGUCCCCAACACCCUUCCUCCCCUCCAGGCUCCCUGUCCCAUGGCUCAGGAACAAAGCUGUCAAAUCACAGCAGGGAUGGCACUGAGGAGAAUGACCUCCAGGUGUCCCCAGGUAGGGGCACAGGCACAGAGGUGCACAGUGCGGACAGAAAGGCACCGGGCACCCAUUUGAGGGGACAUAGACAAACAGUGCUGAUGGGGAGGCGAGGGCAUGCAGCCCCUCCUGGCUGUGUCCUCACCACCGGCCCCUCCGUGCCUUUCACAGACCCCUCUGCCCAGCCCCAGCACAGACCCUCGCAUGGCUAUGACGAUGCUAUGGCUGUGCCAGAGGUGUACCCCUCUCCCCACACCAGGGAUGUCCUGGCACAGCCCUCCGAUGACACGGGCUAUGACGACAUUGGUGUCAGCGCCCUGGGGACAUCUCUGUGAGCAGGCCCUGGGCACAUGGCUGGAAGAUGGACUUCUGUCCCAAAGAUGGGUUGGCUCUGGCCUUGGCAGCAUCACCUCUCCCUGCCUGGCGCUGCAGAACAGCAGCAAACUGCUCCAUUCUCCUUGCUGCACCUGCAACACAACAGCUUGUCAGCUUUUUCAAAAUUAUUUUCUGUAACUCUUUCCUUAUGAGUAUCACUUCUUUAUUAAAACCCCAAAUCUGUGUGGA